AUGCCUCUGUGGUCAUCUUCCCAAUGGAGCUGGAAGCUAGGGCAGAAGGACACAGUGGGGGCCUCUCCCCAGCUCCCCAGACAGGACUACAAGGCACUGCAGGAAAGGUGCCUAAGGGACGGCUGCCUCUUUGAAGAUGACACCUUCCCAGCCACUCUGAGCUCCAUCGGCAGCGGGCAACUGCUGCAGAAGCUGCCAGGGCACCUGCAGUGGAGGAGGCCAACGGAACUACAUGUCAACCCCCACUUCUAUUCUGCCAAGGCCAAAAGGCUGGAUCUGUGCCAGGGAUUGUUAGGUGACUGCUGGUUCUUGGCUGCUUUGCAAGCUCUGUCUUUGCACCAGGACAUCCUGAGCCAGGUUGUCCCCCUGAAUCAGAGUUUCACCGAGAACUAUGCUGGCAUCUUCCAGUUCUGGUUCUGGCACUUUGGGAAGUGGGUUCCUGUGGUGAUAGAUGACCGACUGCCCGUGAAUGAAGCUGGCCAGCUGAUCUUUGUCUCUUCCAUCUUCAAGAACUUGUUCUGGGGAGCUCUUCUGGAAAAGGCCUAUGCUAAGCUCUGUGGCUCCUAUGAGGACUUGCAGCGUGGACAGGUGUCUGAUGCCUUUUUGGACUUCACCGGUGGAGUGUCAGUGACCAUCAAACUGGCAGAAGCACCUAGAAACCUCUGGGACAUCCUAAGCCGAGCCACCUAUGGCAGAACCCUCAUCGGCUGCCAGACCCACUCAGGGAACCAGAGGGUGCUGGAGAAUGGGCUAGUGGAUGGCCAUGCCUACACUCUCAUAGGAACCAGGAAGGUGACCUGCCAUCACAAGCCUGAAUAUCUAGUCAAGCUGAGGAACCCCUGGGGGAUGGUGGAAUGGAAAGGAGACUGGAGUGACAGCUCAAGUACAUGGGAACUACUGAGCCCCAAGGAGAAGAUGGUGCUGCUGAGAAAAAAAGAUGAUGGAGAAUUUUGGAUGACACUUCAGGACUUUAAAGUACAUUUCAAGCUUCUGGUCAUCUGUAAACUUACCCCAGGCCUUCUGAGUCAUGAAGUGGGCCAGAAGUGGUCAUACACUGCACAGGAGGGGAGAUGGAAGAAGGGGACCACUGCUGGGGGCCCCAUAAAGUCGCACCACGCCCGAAACACAUUUUGGAGGAACCCGCAGUUCCUGCUGUCUGUCUGGAGGCCGCAGGAGGGCAAGAUGUUCCUCACGCCCUGCAGUGUGCUGGUGUCCCUGGUCCAGAAGCCCAGGCACAGGCACCGCAACCGGAAGCCUCACCUCGCCAUCGGCUUCUACCUCUUCAGGAUGAGCAGGUUCUAUGAUGACCUGAAGAAACUGCCCCCUGAGUUCUUCUUGCAAAAUAAACCCCUGAGUUUUCCUGAGGUGUUUCUCCCAGAAAAAGAAGUGAGUAAGGAGCUGUGGCUGGAGCCGGGGAUGUACCUCAUCGUGCCCUGCACAUCGGAGGCCUGUCAGGAGUCGGAGUUCGUCCUCAGAGUCUUCUCCAGGAAGCACGUCUUCUAUGAAAUUGGCAGCAAUUCCAGAGCUGUCUUCUCUAAGGAAAUCGUAGACCAAACUGAAGGGCAGGAUGAAGUCUUCACCAAACUCUUUGAAAAGUGUCCAGAAAUAAAUGCAGCUCAACUGCGGAGGAUCCUGAACCAGCUGACCUGGUCAGGUCUGGGGAGCACACAGCCCCUCUUCAGCCUCGACGCCUGCCAGAGCAUCCUGGCCCUAAUGGACCUUAAUGCAUCAGGCACCGUGAGCAUCCAGGAAUUCAGAGACCUGUGGAAGCAGCUGAUGCUCUACCAGGCGGUUUUCUACAAGCAAGACAGUAACCAGUCAGGAUGCCUGAACUGGUCCCAGCUGCGGGCUGCCAUAAAGGAUGUAGGAAUCGUGCUCAGCGAUGACAUCUGCCUGCUGAUGCUUAUCCGCUACAGCGGCCCCAAGCUCCAGAUGGACUUUGUCAGCUUUGUCCUCUUGAUGCUGCGAGCAGAGAAGACGGAGAGUAUCUUCCAAAACUUAACCCAAGAUGGCAAAGGGAUAUACCUCCAGAAGCCAGAGUGGCAGAUGAUGACUCUGUACUGCUGA
Messenger RNA from Pipistrellus nathusii (Nathusius's pipistrelle), 2067 nucleotides. NCBI's taxonomy places the organism in Eukaryota, Metazoa, Chordata, Mammalia, Chiroptera, Vespertilionidae. The record is from the annotation of a GenBank genome assembly.